AAUGUAGAUGAUACACUGUGAUACACAGAAGUGGUGAGAGAAUCUGAGGUGGUUGUCUUCUCACUCAAAUAACACAAAUGUACAGUUUAGGUUAGUAAUUACUGGACUCCAUUAAAGCUAAUCACAGGAUUUUCCUUCUCAACAAUGCAUCUUACUAACUAAACGCUGCUGAAAAGCGCAAAUUUUAUGAACAUAAAAAUUGGAAAAUUUCUGAGAGUGAACUUGUUCUUCAUCAAACAAUGCUCCAAAGGACCUGCAUUGUCUUGAUCUCUCUUUUCUGCUCAUUUUCUCCACUUGGUAGAGCGGUUCUCAACCUCACUCUUCCCGGCCAGCAUCCCGACCCGGAAGCAGUUGUCCAAGAAAUUCACAGGAAGGUAAAUGCGUCUUUAGCGAGAAGGGAAAUGCUACAAGUCUCCCAGAAAGACCAGUCUCCAUGCCUAACCGGAAACCCCAUAGACGACUGCUGGAAAUGUGACCCAGAAUGGGCGAACAACCGGCAGAGACUAGCAGAUUGCGCUAUUGGGUUCGGCCAGUACGCUCUUGGCGGCAAGAAUGGCGAAUUCUAUAUAGUCACCGACUCCUCAGACGACGACGCUGUGAAUCCUAAGCCUGGCACGCUACGAUAUGCUGUGAUUCAGACUGAGCCUCUCUGGAUUGUGUUCCCCAGCAACAUGCUCAUCAAGCUCUCUCAGGAGCUCAUCUUUAACAGCUACAAGACUCUCGAUGGGCGUGGGGCUAACGUCCACAUUGUCGGCGGCGGCUGCAUUACUCUGCAAUAUAUAACCAAUGUCAUUAUUCACAACAUACAUAUCCACCAUUGUCAUCCGUCAGGGGAUACUAAUGUGCGGUCGAGCCCAACCCACUACGGGUAUCGCACGAAAUCGGACGGUGAUGGGAUCUCCAUAUUCGGGUCUCGAGACAUAUGGGUGGACCAUUGUUCCCUAUCGCACUGCAGGGACGGCCUGAUUGACGCGGUGAUGGGGUCGACCGGGAUCACGAUAUCGAACAACUAUUUCUCGCAUCACGAUGAGGUGAUGUUGCUGGGCCACAGCGACGAGUACUUGCCGGACUCGGGGAUGCAGGUGACCAUAGCCUUCAAUCACUUCGGCGAGAAGCUGGUCCAGAGGAUGCCCAGGUGCCGACGUGGCUAUAUCCACGUCGUCAACAACGACUUCACGCAGUGGGAGAUGUAUGCUAUUGGUGGUAGCGGUAACCCUACCAUUAAUAGCCAAGGGAACCGCUACACCGCCCCCAUUGAUCGCAAUGCCAAGGAGGUGACGAAGAGGGUGGAGACAGCAGAAGAAAAAUGGAGGGGAUGGAACUGGAGGUCGGAGGGGGAUAUAAUGGUGAACGGAGCAUUCUUUGUGGCGUCCGGUGAGGGUGUAGAGGUCAAGUACGAGAAGGCUUAUAGCGUGGAGCCCAAAUCCGUUGUGCUCAUCGACCAGAUCGUCAUGCACGCUGGUGUUCUCGGAGUUGGUGGCAGGGACAACAACCUGGGAAUGUGGAGCACAGGACCCAAUGUUGGUGGAACGGGUUUCGGGUCAGGCCCAGACUACACGGAUGAUAUGUGGGGGAGCAGCUUGCCACUGUCGCCUUCUACCUCUACUACUCUCCUAUCCCUUUUGAUUGCAUUCUCAUGCUUGUUAUUUUAUAAAAUAACCCUCAUGUUAUGACAUCUAAUGAGAAAUUAAGUUAUCAA
Molecule: messenger RNA, 1699 nt
Organism: Alnus glutinosa
Lineage: Eukaryota; Viridiplantae; Streptophyta; Magnoliopsida; Fagales; Betulaceae
Product: probable pectate lyase 12
Exons: 5
Coding region: 240-1673 (477 amino acids)
Molecular function (GO): pectate lyase activity
Source: RefSeq, a predicted model, not a curated record